AUGUAUCGUCCAAACUCGCCUUGGACUUGGGCCUUUGCCACUAUUGCCUUUGUGCAAGCUGUCACUGCACUGGCAUUCGAGGGCUACGUCUUCGCCAAAUUUCAACUUGACGUCAAAUCCAAUGCCAAAAACACGAGCGAGGCGCGAACGAUUACGACUUACCUCACUCUUUUCAUCUUUGGCUUUGUCUAUCAGCUCAUUCUCGUCUGGGACGCCCUCCGCCUUCGCAACACGAUUCAAGUCAUCGGACUUUGCGUCUAUAAUGUCGGCCUUCUCAUCUAUGCUGCGGUUCAAAUGGACCAGAUCAGAGAUGCUGUGACUGCGCUAGAUGAUGAGGGUCAACUCCGCUUCACAGACAUUUGGGUCGAGACGAAACCCUUCUUGAUCGCUGUUCCCUGUGUGCUGGCUCUAGGUACGGUACUGCUGGCUGUCGUUUCCUGGAAACUGUACGAUGAGUUCUCCUGGACCAUCUACAAGCAUAUCAGCGCCGACCUUAGGAUGAAGCGACGAUAUCUGGCGUUCCAGAUCUAUAUCGCCCUCUUGAAGUUUGACUUUUUCUUCUUCCUCGGUUUCACAGUCCAGUUUGUCGUCAUUGUUGUCGACAUUCGAGACAUUGAAUUCAAGCUCACUAUUGUGGCCAUUCCUGUAACCAUUCUGAUUCUCAUAAUGGCCGGCUAUUGGACACGAAGGGAGAGCUUGUUUGGCAUGAUUGUUAUUAUCAUCCUCUACUUUGCCGCUCUCGCAUAUUUCCUCUUCAAGCUUGUCCGCAUGUAUCAGCCCGAUCGCGAAAGAGUGUACGUCCCGGCACGGCGAUCGCUCACCACUUUCGCUGUAAUUACUGUGGUCCUCAUUAUUCUCACCAUAAUCAACGCUUGUAUCUGUGCACACAAUUUCAACCGCGGCCUCAAGCCCCACAUUGCUCGGCGAAAGCUAGAAUCGGAAGAGGAAAAGGUGGAUGUGACGGAGAUGCCGAAUCUCUCCCAUGGCCCAGCACCCAACCGGAUGGUGAUUGAUUAG
Molecule: messenger RNA, 1017 nt
Organism: Xylona heveae TC161
Lineage: Eukaryota; Fungi; Ascomycota; Xylonomycetes; Xylonales; Xylonaceae
Exons: 4
Coding region: 1-1017 (338 amino acids)
Cellular component (GO): Golgi apparatus
Source: RefSeq, a predicted model, not a curated record